This is a messenger RNA of Acanthocheilonema viteae, 519 nucleotides long. NCBI's taxonomy places the organism in Eukaryota, Metazoa, Nematoda, Chromadorea, Rhabditida, Onchocercidae. The record is from the annotation of a GenBank genome assembly.
AUGAAUAAUAUGUACACGAACGAUUCAUCUUUCUCAGCCAUAUCACUGCGAAGUUUGGAUGACGACGAUUUCCGAAAUCUUUUGAAUACUGCGGCGAAACCGCAAUAUGGCAGUCUUCAAAGAAAAAAAAAGGUUGUAAAGUCACAGGGAAAGUAUCGCUGGUGUCAUUUGAUGUGUAAUCGUUUGUUGCUUGUUCGCAGAAUUAAUUCUACAGCUUUGACCAAGAAAAAGAAUCAAAUUCAUUACAUCUAUUUAUCAAAUACCGUUAUUUUCAAAAAGUAUUUGUUAGCAAAUAUGUGGGUGAAUACAAAUGCAGAGAAAUCGCAAAAAAUAGCGGAAUAUCGUGGUCGUCGUCUGAGUGAUGCAGGAGAAAAUACUGGACUAUCAGUAGAAGCAGAUAAUUUACUGGCACAAUUUCGACGUGAAGCAGAGCUGAAUCAACGGGAGGCGGAUAUUGAUCGUAAAGGUCCGGUAGUAGAAAUGGUUAUCCUAGAAGCUUAUGGAACAAACCUGCAUUAG